Molecule: messenger RNA, 1271 nt
Organism: Chlorocebus sabaeus (green monkey)
Lineage: Eukaryota; Metazoa; Chordata; Mammalia; Primates; Cercopithecidae
Product: beta-defensin 107A
Biological process (GO): innate immune response
Cellular component (GO): extracellular region
Source: RefSeq, a predicted model, not a curated record
UCCAAUUAUUCUCAUUAUUUAUUCUUUGAUGCAUACACAAUCUAGAAUUUCCGAAUAUGUGCUUUAUUUCCACAUAUUUGGAAAUAUCCUAAAUAGCUUAUUUUAUAGAUUUCCAAUUUAAUCACCUUGUGGCGAGAAAUAUAUUCUGAAGAAUUUAAAUGUUUUUAAACACAUCAAUAUUUGUUUUAUGGCCUAGCAUAUGGUUUAUUUGUAUGAAUGUAUCAUAUGUACUUGAAAAAAUGUGUAUUUUUCAGUUAUCUUAUGACGUGUUCUAUAAAUAUCAAUUUAGUCGAUGGAAUGGUGGUAUUGUUCAGAUCAUGUUUGACUUUGCUAAUUUUUCCCUGUGUUCUAUCAGUUGCUGACAGACUGGUGUAAAAAUGUUCUGCUAUAAAUAUAGAAAUGUCUAUUUCUCCCUUUAAUUAAAUCAAAUAAUAUAAAAACAUAUUAAUGGUUUUUAUGUAUUUUGGAUGGAUUAACCCUUUUCUCCUUAAGCAACAGACUCCACGCAAUAGAGCGUCAAAACAAAAAAUAACAAAACAAAAACAAAACAAAAACCUGCCCAUGUACUCCUGAACUUAAAAUUAAAGGUUUUUGUUUGUUUGUUUUAAUUUUUUUUAAGAAUAGGUUUUAUGUAAAAUCAUGUACUAGGAAAAGGCUGGUGGCUAUGUAUCUUAUUGACAUGGUAAUACUUGAGAUAACACUUGAAGGAAAAAUGAGAGAAGUCUUAACAAAGACACAGAAUAGAAUAUUCCAGGCAGAAAGGCAGGGUUCUCUGCAUUUCUCUCCCAUAAAUGUGAUUUAGAUAAAAUCUGAUCCAUCAGCCCACGCAUUAAUCAGUGGAGCAUGGAAAAUAGUAUGUUCCCAAUGAACAUUACAAACCAAAGUCGACUUCCAGCCCCUUCAGGGCAGUAGAACAUAUUUUAAUCAAUGCCCCUUGAUAAAAGAGCUUGAUUCCAGCUACUGCAUUUCCUUCAUCAGCUCUCCCCUGAUGCCUGGAGCCAUGAAAAUAUUUUUCUUUAUUUUUGCUGCACUCAUUCUUCUUGCUCAAAUUUUCCAAGCCAGGACAGCAAUUCAUAGAGCACUAAUUUGUAAGAGAAUGGAAGGUCACUGUGAAGCUGAAUGUCUUACCUUUGAAGUAAAGAUUGGGGGCUGUAGAGCUGAAUUAACACCAUAUUGCUGCAAACGCAGAAAGAAACAUUAAAAACUAAGCACCAGCUGCAAGAAUGAAAGAGGUGAAGAUUCUCUGGCUGCGAUAUCAGUGGGACAAAUCU